AUGUUGAAGAUGUUGUUGGAUCCCAUGGGAGGCAUAGUAUUGACCAACGACGGCCAUGCCAUCCUGCGAGAGAUCGAGGUCGCACACCCCGCAGCCAAGAGCAUGAUCGAACUGAGCAGGACACAAGAUGAAGAAGUAGGAGAUGGAACGACAACUGUGAUAAUACUAGCUGGAGAAAUGCUAGCGCAGGCCCUUCCACAACUCGAACGAAACAUCCACCCGGUUGUGAUUAUCCAAGCGUUCAAGAAAGCCCUCGCGGACGCCCUCGCAAUCGUGGAAGAGAUCUCGAUGCCUGUGGACACCGCCAGUGACAAGCAGAUGUACCAAAUCAUCGAAUCCUCCAUUGGCACCAAGACCAGCUCCAGAUUUUCCGAUCUCAUGUGUUCCUUAGCUCUGAAAGCUGUCCGCGUGGUAUCACAAGACCAGACAUUCUUCUCCAACGCCCCUCAACCGAACGGCGCGGCAAAGGCAGCCUCACCGAUAAAACCCCAAGAAAUCGACAUCAAGCGAUACGCCCGGGUGGAAAAAGUGCCGGGUGGAGAGAUCGAAGACUCACGCGUGCUGGACGGCGUGAUGCUGAACAAGGACAUCACGCACGCCUCGAUGCGCCGACGCAUAGAGAACCCACGAAUUGUGCUCCUCGACUGCCCCCUCGAAUACAAAAAGGGCGAGUCACAGACCAACGUGGAGAUCACAGACGAAGACUCAUGGAACCGCAUCCUGCAGAUCGAAGAAGAGCAGGUCAAGAAGAUGUGCGACGCCAUCCUGGCCGUGAAGCCCGACCUGGUCAUCACGGAGAAAGGCGUAUCAGACCUCGCGCAGCAUUACUUCGUGAAAGCGAACAUCACAGCGCUCCGGCGCGUACGCAAGACAGACAACAACCGGAUCGCACGCGCGACGGGCGCCACGAUCGUCAACCGGGUCGACGACCUGGUCGAAUCCGACGUUGGAACCGGCGCAGGGCUGUUCGAGAUCGAGAAGAUCGGCGACGAGUACUUCACCUUCAUCACGAAAUGCAAGAAUCCCAAAGCAUGCACAAUCCUCCUCCGCGGCCCGUCAAAAGACAUCCUCAACGAGAUCGAACGCAACCUGCAGGACGCCAUGUCCGUCGCCCGCAACGUCAUGUUCCACCCACGGCUCUCGCCCGGCGGCGGCGCCACCGAGAUGGCCGUUUCGGUCCGCCUCGCCCAGAAGUCCAAAUCCAUCGAGGGCGUCAUGCAGUGGCCGUACCGCGCGGUCGCGGAAGCAAUGGAAGUGAUCCCGCGUACGCUGAUCCAGAACGCCGGCGCCAGCCCGAUCCGCAUCCUGACGCAGCUCCGUGCGAAGCAGGCCGAGGGCAAGUCCACGUUCGGCGUCGACGGCGACACGGGCAAUGUCGUUGACAUGAAGGAGUACCGCGUCUGGGAGCCCCAGGCCGUCAAGAUGCAGAGCAUCAAGACCGCCGUCGAGAGCGCCUGUCUGCUACUGAGGGUCGAUGAUAUCUGUGGUGCGAAGAGCGCGAAACAGGUCGGUGGCAGUGGCUUGUCGGGUGGUGGUGGCGAGGAAUAA
Molecule: messenger RNA, 1548 nt
Organism: Exophiala aquamarina CBS 119918
Lineage: Eukaryota; Fungi; Ascomycota; Eurotiomycetes; Chaetothyriales; Herpotrichiellaceae
Product: T-complex protein 1 subunit gamma
Exons: 2
Coding region: 1-1548 (515 amino acids)
Biological process (GO): protein folding
Cellular component (GO): chaperonin-containing T-complex
Molecular function (GO): ATP hydrolysis activity; ATP-dependent protein folding chaperone; ATP binding
Source: RefSeq, a predicted model, not a curated record